This is a messenger RNA of Caenorhabditis bovis, 2475 nucleotides long. Lineage: Eukaryota; Metazoa; Nematoda; Chromadorea; Rhabditida; Rhabditidae. The record is from the annotation of a GenBank genome assembly.
AUGCUGCUGCUUCUGGCCUACUGUAUUCGAUUGAUCGCAAUUUUUGCGAUUGCCGCUGAAAACUGCGACACGAUGACGAGGGAAUCGAGGUGCGCGAGCAUUUUCGAAGAUCAAGCCACUUGCUAUAGUCCGACAUAUCAGCCGAUGCUCGCAAAUUGUUUAGUCACUUGUAAUGCUUGUGAUUCGUACAAGUGCACGAAUCCUCAGCCAGAAUCCGUUCUCAAUUGCACCGCUCUAAUAACUCAAUGCGAAUCGGCGAAAUUCAAGGAUUUUAUGAAAGAGAAAUGCCCGUCGACUUGCGGAAAGUGCAAUCGGAAGAAUGCGAAUCUUUGCAAUGAUGUGAACUCUCCAGAUGUGUGCUCGGCAAUGGCGAAAUUUUGCAACACAGUUGAUUAUUAUGAUCUUCUAACUGCCGAAUGCCCAUCAACUUGCAAUCGAUGCCCGACGAAUGGCACAAUCGCAGGAACUUGCGCCGAUCUUGCGACAGAUUGCCGAGCGAAUCUCGACAAAUGCUCGCAUCCGCAAUAUGCUCCUCUGCUUCAUCGGCUCUGCGCGAAAACGUGCAAUUCGUGCGACGUCUGCGAGGAUUCCAACAAAAUGUGUUCGUCGUGGAAAACGCAAGGCUUCUGCUCGCGCUACAAUCGCGAAGCGAUUCGGAAGACGUGCGCCAAAUCAUGAGGAGGUUGCGGAAGAGGAGGCGGCGGUGGAGGAUACGCCACCGCUCCAGCUUCAUCUUAUGCUGCACCACCACCACCACCAAGCGGAGGAUACGCCACCGGCGGUGGAGGCGGAUACCCAUCAGGGGGCGGAGGAGGAUACCCAUCUGGAGGCGGAGGAGGAUACUCGACAGGAGGAGGCGGCGGAGGAGGAUAUGCUGGAGGAGGCGGAGGAGGCGGAUACUCGGCAGCUGCUCCACCGGAUCAUCGUAUUCGGGAGGCGCUUCCGGUGGUGGUAGCUCAUAUCCGAGCGCGCGAUUCUUGCGCUUCAAAUCCCGAUAGAAUGUUUCCGAGAGCUAGUUGUGGUCUAAUCUUUACAUUAAGCAGCGGAGGUGGAGGCGGAUACUCUGGAGGCGGUGCUGAAGCUGCUCCAGCUCCAAGCGGUGGAGGAGGAUAUUCUGGAGGAGGUGCUGAAGCUGCUCCAGCUCCAAGCGGUGGAGGAGGAUAUUCUGGAGGCGGUGCUGAAGCUGCUCCAGCUCCAAGCGGUGGAGGAGGAUAUUCUGGAGGCGGUGCUGAAGCUGCUCCAGCUCCAAGCAGUGGAGGAGGAUAUUCUGGAAGCGGUGCUGAAGCUGCUCCAGCUCCAAGCAGUGGAGGAGGAUAUUCUGGAGGCGGUGCUGAAGCUGCUCCAGCUCCAAGCGGUGGAGGAGGAUAUUCUGGAGGAGGUGCUGAAGCUGCUCCAGCUCCAAGCAGUGGAGGAGGAUAUUCUGGAAGCGGUGCUGAAGCUGCUCCAGCUCCAAGCAGUGGAGGAGGAUAUUCUGGAGGCGGUGCUGAAGCUGCUCCAGCUCCAAGCGGUGGAGGAGGAUAUUCUGGAAGCGGUGCUGAAGCUGCUCCAGCUCCAAGCAGUGGAGGAGGAUAUUCUGGAGGAGGUGCUGAAGCUGCUCCAGCUCCAAGCGGUGGAGGAGGAUAUUCUGGAAGCGGUGCUGAAGCUGCUCCAGCUCCAAGCAGUGGAGGAGGAUAUUCUGGAGGCGGUGCUGAAGCUGCUCCAGCUCCAAGCGGUGGAGGAGGAUAUUCUGGAGGCGGUGCUGAAGCUGCUCCAGCUCCAAGCGGUGGAGGAGGAUAUUCUGGAGGCGGUGCUGAAGCUGCUCCAGCUCCAAGCAGUGGAGGAGGAUAUUCUGGAGGAGGAGAAUCAGCUCCGGCUCCAAGUGGCGGAAGCGGAUAUUCAGGUGGAGGUGCCGAGGCUGCUCCGGCCCCUGCACCAGCAGCACCAGAAAGCGGCGGAAGCGAUUACUCUGGUGGUGGAGGAUCUGCCUCAGCGCCAACCGGAGGAUCGAACUAUUCGGGAGGAGGAUCAGCUCCAGAAGCUGCCGCGCCACCUCCACCACCACCACCGCCGCCACCUCCACCGCCACCCCCACCACCACCACCAGCGCCAGCUCCAACCUACUCAGGAGGUGGAGGAGGAGCUGCUGCUGCACCAGCCCCAUCGGGUGCCAACAAUGAUGAAGCUCAAGAAGACAUUGAAGAAUACGAGGGAGGAAACCAAGGCUUCCGCAAUCGUCGUUUUUCGAAAGGAGCUACGAAUACCGAGGAUCCAGUGUGUAAUUCGGUCAGACUUCGCAAACUCAUUAUUCAGAGCAUCACUGAUGAUCCGGAAUCGUCGAUGCAAAAACUGGCAUCGCGUGUUAAAUCGAGACUCGUCAGCGGUGAAUUCUACGUCGCUUGCGGCGAACAAGGAAUCUCACCACUCGACGGCGAGAAUCGCGAACAUUGCUUCGUCAAAGCCGAGGCAUUCGCAUGCUAUGUUUUGCGAAAAGCUUAA